AUGUUGAAGGUUCGUCUAGUUGUUAGUGCAGAAGCAACGCUAGACAAACUUUUCCAGCUGUCUGAUGAUGCGGAGAAGGCGACUGAGCUCAGUGACUCACAAAGACAAUUAAUGGACGAUUUGAGCAAGGAUGAUCCCACGGCUGAAGUGGAUGUCAAUGUUUUUUCUGGAGAAGAUGAGCUCUUUGCCUACGACAGAACGUUGUCGCGGCUAUACGAGAUGCAAGGCUGUCAGUAUUGGAACGCGAGGAAGCCGAGUAGCACAUCAUAG
Haemonchus placei is the source of this 270-nucleotide messenger RNA. The record is from the annotation of a GenBank genome assembly. Lineage: Eukaryota; Metazoa; Nematoda; Chromadorea; Rhabditida; Trichostrongylidae.